UGGUGUUAUGGAUCGCCCGGUAACUUCGAAACCGCGAGGGAUUUGUCGAUAUUAUAACACUCCACGUGGUUGCUUUGCAGGCGAUCAUUGCAAGUUCCUACACGGUCCAAACCAGCAGUUUACGCCAUAUGACGAGUCAAAAACUUGUAGAUAUUUCAUACAGGGACAUUGUCGGCGAGGAAACCAGUGCUGGUUUCGGCACGAAGCAAAGUCAGACGUUGCAAAGGGAGGCCCGUCGGAAGAAGCUUGCAAUAUAUGUCUAGAAAAACCGACAAGCUAUGGACUGCUGGCUGAUUGUAGUCACGUCUUCUGUCAUCAGUGUAUCAUACAGUGGCGCGAUCCAGAGGGCAAGUCGUCAGAUAUGAAGAUCUCUGGCGUCACCAAGAAGUGCCCUUUAUGUCGAGUUACCUCUCGCUUCAUCACUCCAUCCAGUUACUUCUAUCCGCAAAACGAUCCCCGGAAGCAGGAAGUUAUAAACAACUAUAAAGAAAGCAUGGCGCGAGUAACCUGCAAGUACUUUGCCCAAACAUAUGCUUGCGGAAAGCCUUGUUGCCCGUUCGGUUAUGAUUGUUUUUACGAACAUAAGAACUCAGAUGGAACACCCUUCGUCUUUCGUCAUGGUGUCAGGCACUACAUGAAGGCAUUCAAGCGGCAACAGAACCCAUUUGCCUUCUUCCACGCCCACGAAAAUAGCUAUCCUGCCAACUAUUCUGGAUAG
Serpula lacrymans var. lacrymans S7.9 is the source of this 718-nucleotide messenger RNA. RefSeq lists its product as uncharacterized. NCBI's taxonomy places the organism in Eukaryota, Fungi, Basidiomycota, Agaricomycetes, Boletales, Serpulaceae. Gene Ontology annotation, molecular function: ubiquitin protein ligase activity; metal ion binding. The record is from RefSeq and is a predicted model, not a curated record. Gene Ontology annotation, biological process: protein polyubiquitination. The transcript is spliced from 7 exons. Bases 8 to 718 code for a protein of 236 amino acids.